This is a messenger RNA of Lolium perenne, 1178 nucleotides long. Lineage: Eukaryota; Viridiplantae; Streptophyta; Magnoliopsida; Poales; Poaceae. The record is from RefSeq and is a predicted model, not a curated record.
AUGUACCCGAUCCCAGCAGCAGACGCGAGCGCGACGGUCCAGAGGCCGCCGGGACGCCGUACAGCGCCACGAAUCCAGUCCUUCAAGCGCGUCGCUGACCCCGACUUCGUCCUCAGGACCUGCCUGACGCUCUCCUCCGCCUUCCGCCAAAUAUACGCAGGAAACGCCCAAUACCUCAACUUCGAGAGUCUCUACAGGUGCACAUACAAUGUUUGUGUCGGCCAUGGCGGCGAAGUGCUCUACACCCAGGUCGCGGCCACCAUGGCGGCGGAGGUGGAGAAGCUUGCGGGGUCUCUCGAAAACACCGCAUCCGCGCCGGACGAUGAGUUCCUGCGGGAGCUGCUAGGCAGGUGGAAGAAGCACAGCAAUGCCGUCACAAUGAUCCGCGACGUCGUAAUGUACAUGGAGCGGACGUUCCUCGAGUUCAGACACAAGGCGCCCGUCCCUGAGCUCGGCCUCAGGGCGUGGCGCGACGGUAUGCUCCGCCCAGAUGGUGAGGUACGGCCGAGGCUGCGAGCCGCGCUGCUGCAGAUGGCGCGGCGGGAUCGGGCCGGAGAGGCCGUCGACGUUCCGCUCCGCAACCUGAUGGCUGGCGCGACCAAGAUGCUGGUGGAGGUAGGAGACGGUUUGUACGAAGAAGUCCUCGAGGCGCCGUUCCUCGAUGAGGUCCGCCGGCUCUGCGCCGGCGAGUCCGUCCGGCUGCUCGCCUCACCGUGCGGAUGCGGCGAGUACCUGCGCACAGUCGAGUCCAUGAUGGACGCCGAGAAGGCGCGAGUCUCCCGCUUCCUCGACGCCCAGACGGAGGAGAAGGUCGCGGCGGUGGUGCUGGCCGAGAUGGUCGAGACGAACGUGGCGCGGCUGGUCGGCAUGGAGGGCUCCGGCCUCGCGUCCAUGCUCGUCGAUGGCAGGUACUGGGACCUGACCAGGAUGCAUCGGCUACUCGGGCGCGUCCAGGGCGGCGUGCCAGCGAUGAGGGACUGCAUGAAUGCUCACUUCCAAGAGAUCAGGAACACGGCGGGCGACGACGAGCGGUUGCUGUCACGUGAGAAGGAGAUGUACAGGGAGAUGAUCAACGGCGUGUUCCGCGGCGAGGUUUCCUUCCAUGCCGCUCUGGAUUCCUGCUUCACAUAAUUGUCCUGGGAGUUUAGCCAGUAUACACGUUGAUAGCAGGGUAAAUG